Polypterus senegalus (gray bichir) is the source of this 893-nucleotide messenger RNA. It is a transcript of the gene c12h19orf67, whose product is annotated as chromosome 12 C19orf67 homolog. NCBI's taxonomy places the organism in Eukaryota, Metazoa, Chordata, Cladistia, Polypteriformes, Polypteridae. The record is from RefSeq and is a predicted model, not a curated record. The coding region runs from base 116 to 715 and encodes 199 amino acids. The transcript has 5 exons.
ACCAGCUGCUAUCGUUACCUUUCACCCUGUGGUGGUGCGUCUGCGGCUCCCCGCACACCCACCCCAGUCUCGUCAUUCGUGUUUUGGAGCACCGCUUGAAAUUCUAAGGAGGGGGAUGAAGAAAUCGCUGUUGCACUUCUCCCAGCAGCUGUCCUCAUGCUUGGAAAAUUUGACGAAGAUGUUUGCCUCUUUCAACCUGAUCACCCUGGAUGAGACGGACCCCUGUGGGAUGUCCCACUUCUGCUGCGGGGAGGUUCACCUUGAAUCCUGGUAUCGGGUCUUGCUCUUCCGCUACUGCUCCCCGACACCCUUCAACGCACGUGAUGAAGCGUGCACCUUGUACAAGAAAAUGAGGUGGAAUGUGGAGCUCCUGGAGAGCAGUUGUCCAAGUCAAGGAGAAGCCGAAACCAAAUACUACUUCCUCUGUUGCAAGAGCAACACAGAGACUUCCGACACCAGUGCCCAGAUGUCAGGGUCAUGGUCAAUUGGGAAGGGCAUCCAGAUCUCUCCUGACCCAAGGAAUGAGGACAUACAGUCAUGGAUACUGUGUACCCAUGCGACAAUGAAGUUCCAGGCACUUCUGAACCUUGGCACCGAAGAGCCAUCCACGACUCAAGCCACAGACUGCCUGAUGGAAAUCCUGCAGAACCCAUGGAUGGAGAGCAGCUUACCUUUAGACUGCAACCCCUUAGAGCCAUCUGUCGAAUUUCAGUAGAUUUGCCCCUACACUCGAUACCCUAACAUUCAGAGUCGGCAAAAUACACCAGAAAAAUAAGUGUCUGUUCGGAGUAAGACAAGACAAGUUUGAAGUUUUCUGAAAACGUUCAGGUACCUAAUAGUUGAAGCCGUUUCAGAAUAUUUGAAGGUUAGUUUUGUUCAUUUUCAAUAUGCAG